Messenger RNA from Necator americanus (New World hookworm), 1704 nucleotides. RefSeq lists its product as uncharacterized. Gene Ontology annotation, cellular component: catalytic step 2 spliceosome. Bases 1 to 1704 code for a protein of 567 amino acids. The record is from RefSeq and is a predicted model, not a curated record. Gene Ontology annotation, molecular function: protein binding; mRNA binding. Gene Ontology annotation, biological process: mRNA splicing, via spliceosome. The transcript is spliced from 14 exons. Lineage: Eukaryota; Metazoa; Nematoda; Chromadorea; Rhabditida; Ancylostomatidae.
AUGGAUUUAUUGAAAGGAUACGCCCAUAGUGAUGAAGAAGUGUCAGAUGAUGAUGCUACUGUACCUGUUUCGUCGGAAAAUUGCAUGUCGCUGGCCCUUCCUGCAUCAUUAGCUGUGGCUCCUGAAGUAAAUACCAAGAGUAUUCUGAAACAAAUUGCCAUUGUCGAUCCGAAGACAAAAGAGCUUAAGACCAAUCCAACUUAUGAACAGCUUUUUCAACCAGAGGCUGGUCCUAGUAAUCCGUUCAAAUCAGAAAAUCAGAAAGCCCAGAAAAAUACUCUGACAGGUUUUGUUGAACCUGCCCAUAUCAACGAGUUCCACUUCACACGAGAACUUCGAAGUUUUGACACACUCGGGUAUGCACGCAACCCUACAGCUGAUCAAAGUAACGAAUUUAUUGGGAACAAAGAGGUUGCCAUCAAAAGUCAAGGAGAGUCGUUAUUUGAUUCGAAGAAGACUGGUGGGGAAAAGCGGAAACGACAGGCAAAUUUUGAUUCGUCAGACGUCGAAGGAUAUACUGGCCCAUGGGCGAAAUAUUGCGAUGAACAGACCAUAGCAAAACCAGACCCAGAACUGCAGAAAGAAAUGGACGAAAUCGUUCGAAAGCGGCAAGCCAACAGUCGGCGAUUCAAAAGAAAACAGCAACAACAAGAGAACGAUAACGCUGAGGAAACUUCAGUUCUUCACUUAAAAGAAGCUCAAGAUUAUCAGGGACGUUCGUUCUUAGUGCCUCCCGCUUUCACUGGCGUGAAUCUUCGAGCAGAUGCAGUACCGGAGAAGUGCUUUAUUCCGAAAAAGCAAAUCCAUGUUUACAAAGGACACACCAAAGGAGUCAACUGCGUACAAUGGUUCCCUAAAAGCGCACAUCUUUUCCUUUCAUGCUCUAUGGACACAAAAAUCAAACUCUGGGAAGUCUACGGAAAGCAUCAGGUUGUGCGGACGUAUGCUGGCCACAGGUUACCUGUUCGUGAAGUCACUUUCAACAACGAAGGAACAGAAUUUCUAUCUGCAAGCUUCGAUAGAUAUGUUAAACUAUGGGACACUGAAACAGGCCAGGUUAAACAGCGGUUCCAUACUGGCCAUAUUCCGUUUUGUGUGAAGUUUCACCCGGAUGACGACAAAAAUCACAUGUUCCUCGCUGGAAUGCAGAAUAAGAAAAUUGUGCAAUGGGAUUCACGAACUGGAGAAAUUGUGCAGGAAUACGAUCGCCAUUUGGGAGCUGUCAAUUCCAUAACAUUUUUUGACAAAAAUAGGAGAUUUGCAUCCACAUCGGACGACAAAUCUAUACGAAUAUGGGAGUGGGAAAUUCCUGUCGAUACAAAACUUAUCCAAAAUGUGGGACUUCAUUCUAUUCCAACGAUGAACAAAAGCCCGAAUGAGAAGUGGGUUGUUGGCCAGUCAAUGGAUAACCGUAUUGUGUUGUUCCAACUAAUCGACGAAAAAUUGCGGUUUGCAAAGAAGAAAGCGUUCAGAGGCCACAAUUCUGCGGGAUAUGCUUGUGUGACCGACUUUAGUCCUGACAUGAGUUUCUUGAUUAGCGGAGAUGCUGACGGAAAACUCUUCAUUUGGGACUGGAGAACGCACAAAAUUGUAGCAAGGUGGAAGGCACACGACAGCACUUGCAUUUCUGCUCGAUGGCAUCCACACGAGAAGAGCAAGAUACUCACGGCCGGAUGGGAUACUGUUAUCAAGAUGUGGGCAUAA